UUAAUCGAUAACUUUUAUCGGCCAUGUAGCCGGCGAAUUUGUUUACAUUUGUCUAACAAUUAAGCAGCAUUUAAAGAAGAGGUUAAAAGGCAGAUCUUAAGUGGUAUUCUUACUUACGUACGUUCUUCUGGGAGUCUUCAAAAUGAGCGACAGCGAAUCAAAGGCACAGAAGGGGUCAAAAGAAGAGGACUCCUGCCAGGAUCCCGAAUUGGAUGUGUGCAGCGAGAAGUUCAAUCCUCUUCGUGCCUUAUACGAACCCAAUUACAAGGUGACGGAUGCGGUUCCAAAAGUUCUGUACCAAAACCUGGCCGCCUUCGAGAGUGCUCUCAAAAAGUUCGGGAUCUGGCAGUUGAACAAGAGGCAGAAGGCGAAAACUGGAGGAGGAGCCGGAGGAGAUCAAGAAGCAGCAAAAAAGGGCAGCACUUCCACCAUGUCUGCCAACAUCCUAGAGCCUCCUCAGCGCCGCUUUGAGCUCCAUCAGAUGCCCACGACGAGCAGCUCGAAGAAGAAGCAUCAUCGCAACAUUUUCACCUAUAUGGAGGCGACUGUCGGUCCGCUGGAACUCCUCAGGAAGUGCAUACCCUUGGCCGGCCACAAGGAAACCACCGAAAGGAUACGAGUCCGGGUGGUGCUCCGCAAGCAGGGAGCGAUAGGCGGCAGUGUGGAGGGUGAACUGGUGGCCUUCGACAAGCAGUGGAAUCUCCUCCUCAGAGGAGCCACCGAAACAUGGAAGCGGCGAAAGUACAAUUACGGAGAGCAGAACAUAUGCGACACACCUGUGGACUGCAGCGAGCGACUCAGGGAGCUGGGCAUCACUCUGCCCCAGACUCAAGUCAAAAGUUUGAACCGAAAGAACGUGGAGAUAGUGCGGCAUCUGCCACAGAUCCUGAUACGAGGCGAAAACGUGGUGAUAAUAAGUUUAAUAGCUAAGGAGACAUAGUAUAUAGGUUGGAUUAAGUCUUAUCAAUAAUCAGGUUCAAUUUAUUUGUUUUAGUACCUGGAGGAGAUUUGUUUUCUUAUCAUAAGUGU
Messenger RNA from Drosophila elegans, 1029 nucleotides. It is a transcript of the gene Lsm11, whose product is annotated as U7 snRNA-associated Sm-like protein LSm11. Gene Ontology annotation, biological process: mRNA 3'-end processing by stem-loop binding and cleavage. NCBI's taxonomy places the organism in Eukaryota, Metazoa, Arthropoda, Insecta, Diptera, Drosophilidae. Bases 143 to 940 code for a protein of 265 amino acids. Gene Ontology annotation, molecular function: U7 snRNA binding. The transcript has a single exon. Gene Ontology annotation, cellular component: U7 snRNP. The record is from RefSeq and is a predicted model, not a curated record.